This is a messenger RNA of Centropristis striata (black sea bass), 1666 nucleotides long. RefSeq names its product zinc finger and SCAN domain-containing protein 2-like. Lineage: Eukaryota; Metazoa; Chordata; Actinopteri; Perciformes; Serranidae. The record is from RefSeq and is a predicted model, not a curated record. Bases 67 to 1173 code for a protein of 368 amino acids. The transcript has 2 exons. Gene Ontology annotation, biological process: regulation of transcription by RNA polymerase II. Gene Ontology annotation, molecular function: RNA polymerase II cis-regulatory region sequence-specific DNA binding; DNA-binding transcription factor activity.
CAGAAGAAGAAAAGAAGAGCUUUUUAACUUGACUCCAGAGGGCAGCAAGUUAUCUUGUCCUCCAAAAUGUCUCAGCUCCAGCAGCUGAAACUCUUCGUCAGUGAGCGACUGGCAGCGGCAGCAGAGGAGAUCUUCGGUGCUGUGGAAAGAACAAUAUUGGAAUGUCGUAAUGACAUUUAUUUGUCAAAGGGGGAUAAACAUAACAUGCUGCUAACGCUAGCUGAAGGUUUGAAGCGGGAAGAGAUGCUCACAGCAGUCUCCCAGGAGGUCAGCAGGACUGAAGCAGAGGCCUCCAUGCAGCCCUCACACACUGAAUACUGUCAGGUGUUGGUGAAGCAGGAAACAUCAGGACCAGGAUUUCCAGAGUCUCAGGAGCACUGGCCUGGCCACGAUGAAGAGACACUGCAGGACCUGUUAGAAAGUGAUGCUGUUGCUUGCUCGAUAUAUGGACAGAGCACUGAUUCAUCUUCUUUUUGUCGGACCAAAACUGUGGCCGAUGGAGAGGGGGAUAUUCUUCCUGGCCCUUCAACUGAGUGGAUAAAAACAGAGGAAGAAGCAGAUGGCUAUGGAGGGUCAGAAUUCUUGCAGCCUCUCUCUUCAGAAAGUGUGGAUGGAAAUGAUACCAGUGAUCCCAGCUCGAAUGUCAAAGAACAAACAAAUCAGAGCGCUUUUUGUUGUAAGUUGUGUGGAAAAUCUUUUGACCUCAGAAGUUCAUUAAUGAUGCAUGUUAAUACACACACAAACAAUGCAGCCAUUCUCUGUCCUUCAAACCAUGCAACGUCUGCAGGAAGCUAUGUUGAACCCCUAGAAUCACACAGGGAGGACAACCCGGAGGACACUCUGUGUUACAUCUGUGGAAAAACAUUUAGCAAGAAGUGCCAUUUAAAAAGACACAUGCUGAUUCACACGGGUCAGAAACCACACAGUUGUAAAGAAUGUGGCAAAACAUUUGCACGAGUUGAAUGUCUGAGGGUACACAUGAGGGUCCACACAGUGGAGAGACCUUAUGCAUGUGACUUCUGCGGGAGAGGUUUCAGGCAGAGGAGCAACAUGAUAUAUCACAUAAGAACACACACAGGAGAGAAACCCCAUCGCUGUAGCAUCUGCUCCAGGUCAUUUGCAUAUAAGAAGGCCAUGAUCAGACACAUGCGGGUCCACACCAAGAAAAAGUGAAAUCCCAUUGUGAGGUUUAAUUUAUGAUAAUAGAAGAAUCAGCUAUUGGGGAUGUACUCGGGUCCAUCUUAUUGUUUGCCACAUUUUUCUUAAGAUAACUGUCCAUAUGUUGACGGUGUGACAUCAUAUCUGGAUAUUUUCCAUCCAGUUGAUUUGUACACAAAUACAUUUCACCAGUGUGCCCCCAACUGAGUGCAAGUGUUGUUUGACUAUAGAAGUUUCAAUACAACUAGGGUAAUUUAGUCAAUACCUUACAAUACUGAAUACUUGAUACCCAGCCCUUAAAGUUAUGAGGUAAAGUGACAUGGCAUGAUUAAUUGCGGCAAGUAUAAACAGUCUACACAGUACGCUUUACAGUGGUACAGUAGCAUAAUAAACGGUAUAAGAUAUAGUACAGGGUGAAGAUAAUCCAGAUAUAGUUUCACAUUUUUGAGGGAAUGAUCAUUUUUGAACCAUUGUAUUUUUAUUGUAAAAAAUGACCUUUUUUUGCAAG